AUGGCACCGAGCCCGACCGCCGCAGCUUCGCUGCUGGGUGUCCCCGUGGGUGCUGGGGAGGAGGAGUUCCGAAAAGCCUAUCGCGAAGCUGCGAGGAAAUGCCAUCCGGACAAAGUGCCGGAUCGCCAGGAGGAGUUCAUCCGACUCGGCGAGGCCUUGGAGGUGCUCCUGACCCGGCCACCAGCUCCCCCGAGCGUCCGGAGCAGCGUCAGCGAAAGCGAGAGGCUGGACAAACACUUCUUCGGGACGCACUUUGGCUCUGACCAAUUCGAUCCCCGCGGCUGGUUGGGCCCAAUGUCCGCAGAGGCGCUGGCUUCCGGCCAAGCUUUUCAGUGCGUCUGGCGCUGCAAGACGUGCCCUGAAGGCUCCUCGGUCUGCUGCCGCCUGAAACCCAAGAAACACAGCUGCCUCUGCGGCCACAAGGUGGAGGCCCACGAUGCGCGGCGUGGCUUCCGCUGCAGCAUGUCGGGUUGCAAAUGCCGGAGCCUCGAGUUCUAUGUCCAGCAGCUUGGAUGGGAGGCCCGGUGCGGCUGCAAGCACCACCUCCGAGACCACAAUAAGACGUGUGAGCCCCCGUACCGUUGCACCAAAAUCUUACCCGGCAAGGACAAGAAGCCAUGUCCCUGCCGCGGCUUUCAUGUUUCCUGGGUCUGCACCUGCGGGCAUCCCUGGGAAGAGCACGAGACGACCUGGCAGGAAAGCACCUCGAGCGCUGUCUUCAGCCGCGAAUGGGUUGCUGGGGGCCUCCGUCCCGAGUGCGUCGCUGAGGCAGAGGAAAAACGGAGCCGCUGGAAGCAGCAGGCUGCAGAUGCUGCUGAACGGCAUGGCCGGGACAUGGCCACGAAGCUUAUGGCUGACAAAGUUCAGCGAAUGCAGGUAUCCAUGUGCGCAGAGGCCGGCAUUCGGGAAGCCAUCGAUGAGACUUUGGAUGGCACUCGCCUACCGCCCAGCUCUCACAGCCCGGCAUCGACUCGCCCGCCGAGUGCUCGGCGACCCUUGCGGCUGGCUCCUCCUGCCAGGUAG
Symbiodinium sp. CCMP2592 is the source of this 1023-nucleotide messenger RNA. The record is from the annotation of a GenBank genome assembly. Lineage: Eukaryota; Dinophyceae; Suessiales; Symbiodiniaceae.